AUGUCCAUUAGGACUUUCAGCGGACCGGUCACGAGUCCAUCCACUCUCACAAAGCAACAAUACAUAGAACUUGCAGCCAUUCCCAGCGGCCCGCUCGGGUCAGGGCGUUCAAGACCCCUGGUACCCUGGACAGAACCCUCGGCUCCAGUACCCAGUCCUACAGCAGACAUGCUGGGCGAGUUCUUAUCAGUGGAGGAGGAUCCGAGCGGUCUAGGCAAGGAGAAAGUCGACAAAUCUGAUGGUUCAGUGAGCCUGGCAGCACCCUCAGAACUUCUCGUCGGUUAUGGACGUUCCUACCGAGGCACCGAAGGAGGCAGCCAUACAAGUCAUCCUUACGGGUCUGGUCUCCGGAUUCGGAGCAACCGUCUGGGAAUCAUGCGAGUCAAUGAGGAAUUGGAGAGACCACCGGAGCAAUCAAAAUUCGCGGACGUUUGA
Molecule: messenger RNA, 435 nt
Organism: Dibothriocephalus latus
Lineage: Eukaryota; Metazoa; Platyhelminthes; Cestoda; Diphyllobothriidea; Diphyllobothriidae
Source: the annotation of a GenBank genome assembly